Molecule: messenger RNA, 1961 nt
Organism: Limulus polyphemus (Atlantic horseshoe crab)
Lineage: Eukaryota; Metazoa; Arthropoda; Merostomata; Xiphosura; Limulidae
Product: ribosomal RNA-processing protein 8-like
Exons: 6
Coding region: 115-1857 (580 amino acids)
Biological process (GO): rDNA heterochromatin formation; cellular response to glucose starvation; regulation of transcription by glucose
Cellular component (GO): chromatin silencing complex; rDNA heterochromatin; nucleolus
Molecular function (GO): methyltransferase activity
Source: RefSeq, a predicted model, not a curated record
AGAUGGCGACUGUUCACAGCAUGAUACUCGUACGUAAUCGCCUUGCGAUAUGUUCCAUCUGACUUUUAAUGCGAAUGUAUUAUUAUUAGGCCUAUAGUUGUUACAUUGUCGAAUAUGGAAUUUGAUCUUGAAAAUGAUUGGAUUACUGACAACUUUACGGACACUCUCAUAGAAAAAUUGUUUGGGAAUGUAGCUAUGAAAGACUCCGAUUUUCCAAAAUGGAAGAAAAGAAAGAAGAAAAAUAAAAAGGGUGUAAAAUAUUGUCUUGCAGUGAGCGAGAGUCAAAAUGAAUAUAUGAAUAAAACAGAUAACACUUCAACCGCUCAUGAUGUUGUAAGCAUGUACAAUACACCAACUGAUUCUAAGUCAUAUGUCACACAUAACAUAGAUUCUGUUAGUGUGGGCAAGUCCCCUGAGGAAAAACAUCAAACAGUCAAAACUGAUGGAAAGUGCACAGAAACAGCUAGGACUUCAGAAGAAAAUGAGGAUCAAGUUCACAAAACGAAGAGAAAACCAAACAAAAGAAACAAAUACAAACAUUUGAUUAUUAAAAAAAAUGACACAUGUACAUCUUCUGACUUAAUAAAUGUUACUCAAAAUAAUGUUGAAAGAACAGAUACAGAGAUGACCAGAAUGGAUGAAGAUGAGAACAACAGUGAAGUUGGAUUUUCUUGUGAUCAUUUUAGGAAAACCCAAAAUAGUAAUGAGACUAGACAAAAUAGGAAAAGAAAAUCAUUAGUUCAUAACAUUGAAUCUGAUAAUAUAGAGCUAAAAAAUUCCAAAAAAUGCAAAUAUAAAACGUCACAUAACAUUAACACAAAGGUUCAAAAUACUUGUAAAGAUAAAUGUGACAUUUCAUCAAAUGAUUAUCAAGAUGAAUCACUUCAGAAUUCUGUUCACAAUAGUAAAUUAUCUUUUAAGUAUACGUCAAAUGGAAGUAACAAUGAUACUCAAAGGAGUGAUGAGAAAGACUGUACCUUGAUGAAAAGUAAGAAGAAAAACGAAAAUUUUCAAAAUUCUGAAUUUAAAAAGAAAAAUAAGGAUAAAGAUAAUCAUUUGGAGCCACAUACAUUUUCCCUAACGCACAAACAAAAGACCUUGUGCAGUGAAACAAGUGGAGACUUAACUAUGCAAUGUGAAGAUUAUUUUAACCAAAGUAAACAUACCUGUAAUGUAAAAAGAAAUAUAAGUAGUUCUAUGAUCAGGGAGAAGGCACUAAAUCGAUUGAAUGCUGCCAGGUUUCGGUAUCUCAAUGAGAAACUCUACACUUCUACUAGUAAAGAAGCACUUCAAAUGUUUCAUAAUGAUCCUGCUUCAUUUAAAGUCUACCAUGAGGGUUAUAAACUUCAGGUUUCUAAAUGGCCAAUUAAUCCAGUAAAUAUCAUUAUUCAAGAUAUUGAAAAAGCACCGUUGAAUGCUGUGAUAGCUGAUUUUGGAUGUGGAGAAGCAAAAAUUGCCCAAAUAUUUGUAAAUCGCAGAAUUUAUUCUUUUGACCUUUUAGCAGUUAAUGAAUAUGUAACAGCUUGUGAUAUUGCAAAGGUUCCCUUACACAGUGAAUCUGUAGAUAUUGCAGUAUUUUGUCUUUCUCUGAUGGGCACCAACCUUCAGGAUUACUUGGCUGAAGCAAACAGAGUCCUAAAGAAAGGGGGACUUUUGAAAAUUGCAGAAAUAGAAAGUAGGUUUUCUAACAUUGAAAGCUUUAUUAGCAUUUUGAAAAAAUUUGGAUUCUCCUUACUAUCAAAGGAGCAAUCCCAUAAGAUGUUUGUCUUCUUUGAUUUCAAGAAAACUAAAGGUAUUGGCAACAGACAGAAACUUCCAUCAAUUCAACUACAACCUUGUCUUUACAAGAAAAGAUAAGAAUCUAUCAGAUUUUUCACAGGUGUACUUGCAAUUUCAAAAAGGUUUCCCUACCACUUUUGUACUCUGUAAAUAAAAUAAAAUUAAAUAUGAGCUUUAAUGAA